AUGGCGGAAGGAAUUGAUCGUCGUGCAGAUGAGCGCAUGGAGUUCACGACCUCGAAGGAGGUCACCGUGGCCCCGACUUUCGAGGACAUGCAUCUGAAGGAGAACCUUCUACGGGGUAUCUAUGCAUAUGGAUAUGAGUCGCCCUCGGCCGUCCAGUCUCGCGCCAUCGUCCAAAUUUGCAAGGGUCGCGACACAAUUGCCCAGGCGCAAUCUGGUACUGGUAAAACUGCAACAUUCUCUAUCAGUAUCCUUCAAGUUAUCGACACAGUGGUUCGCGAAACACAAGCUCUCGUUUUGUCUCCUACUCGCGAACUUGCAACCCAGAUUCAGUCCGUCGUUAUGGCUCUCGGCGAUUAUAUGAACGUUCAAUGCCACGCAUGCAUUGGUGGUACAAAUGUUGGUGAAGACAUCAGGAAACUUGAGUAUGGUCAACACGUGGUCUCCGGUACCCCGGGACGUGUUGCAGAUAUGAUUCGACGACGCCAUCUCCGAACUCGCAAUAUCAAGAUGUUGGUUCUCGACGAAGCAGAUGAGUUGUUGAACAGAGGAUUCCGUGAACAGAUCUACGAUGUCUACCGAUACCUACCUCCCGCCACCCAGGUUGUUGUUGUUUCUGCCACCCUUCCAUACGACGUGCUUGAUAUGACCACGAAGUUCAUGACCGAUCCUGUGCGCAUUCUCGUCAAGCGUGACGAGUUGACUCUUGAAGGCUUGAAGCAGUACUUCAUCGCCGUUGAGAAGGAGGAAUGGAAAUUCGAUACCUUAUGCGAUCUUUAUGAUACUUUGACCAUUACCCAAGCCGUCAUUUUCUGCAACACUCGACGCAAGGUCGACUGGCUUACCGACAAGAUGCGUGAGGCCAACUUCACGGUUUCAAGCAUGCACGGAGAAAUGCCACAAAAGGAACGAGACAGUAUUAUGCAGGAUUUCCGACAAGGCAACUCUCGUGUCCUCAUUUCCACCGAUGUUUGGGCUCGUGGUAUCGAUGUCCAGCAGGUCUCCUUGGUUAUCAACUACGAUCUCCCCAGCAACCGUGAAAACUAUAUCCACAGAAUCGGUCGAAGUGGUCGAUUCGGUAGGAAGGGUGUUGCUAUCAACUUUGUCACCAGUGACGACGUUCGUAUUCUUCGUGACAUCGAACUUUACUACUCUACCCAGAUUGAUGAGAUGCCUAUGAAUGUUGCCGAUCUAUUGUCAUAA
This is a messenger RNA of Talaromyces marneffei, 1200 nucleotides long. RefSeq lists its product as uncharacterized. The record is from RefSeq and is a predicted model, not a curated record. The transcript is spliced from 4 exons. Gene Ontology annotation, cellular component: catalytic step 2 spliceosome; nucleolus. Gene Ontology annotation, molecular function: ATP binding; RNA helicase activity; mRNA binding. The coding region runs from base 1 to 1200 and encodes 399 amino acids. NCBI's taxonomy places the organism in Eukaryota, Fungi, Ascomycota, Eurotiomycetes, Eurotiales, Trichocomaceae.